CCAUUCCCAAACCUUCACCUGAUGGAGGAGAAGGCUGCGAGGAAGAGGAAGAUGCCCCAGGAUACCCAGGCAGGAGCUGAGGAUGGAGACCAGGGAGGACAAAUCCCUGCACCAGAACCUCGAGGAAGAGGCUGUUUUUAGUGGUGCCAGAGUGCAGAAUUACAAUGGGGAGGAAAAGUUCCAGAGAUCCCACAAGAGGAGGGGCUGCAAACCCAGCCCAGGCUGCUCUGAGAAGGAAAGAACCGCAUUGAGCCAGGAAGGUGGACAGAGCUUCAGCCAGAGCUUGGAGCUGGUGGCUCAUGAGCAACUUCAUGAUGGGGAGAAGCCCUACAAGUGCUUGGAGUGUGGGAAGAGCUUCAGGCGGAGCUCCCACCUGAUCCGCCACCAGAUAAUCCACACAGGGGAAUGGCCCUACAAGUGUGGGGAGUGUGGGAAGGGCUUCAGCUGCAGCUCCGCCCUCAUCACCCACCAACGCAUCCACACUGGGGAGAGGCCCUACGAGUGUCCCCAGUGUGGGAAGAAGUUUCAGAGCAGCUCCAAUCUCCUCCUGCACCAGCGGAUUCACACAGAGGAGAGGCCCUUCCGCUGCCCUGAGUGUGGGAAGGGCUUCAAGCACAACUUUACCCUCAUCAGGCACCGGCACAUCCACACUGGGGAAAGCCCCUACGAGUGUCCCCAGUGUGGGAAGAGCUUCUCAGACCGCUCGUUCUUUACCCAACACCAACGGAGUCACCGGUAAGGGCAGCCCUGUGAGUGCCCCAACUGCAGGAGGAGCUUCAUGCACUGCUCCAGCUUCAUCCCCCAUGGGAGGACCCACGUUGGUCAGAAACCUUGCACUCUACAUUCUCUGUGAUG
Messenger RNA from Melospiza melodia melodia, 855 nucleotides. RefSeq names its product zinc finger protein with KRAB and SCAN domains 1-like. The record is from RefSeq and is a predicted model, not a curated record. Lineage: Eukaryota; Metazoa; Chordata; Aves; Passeriformes; Passerellidae. Gene Ontology annotation, molecular function: RNA polymerase II cis-regulatory region sequence-specific DNA binding; DNA-binding transcription factor activity, RNA polymerase II-specific. Gene Ontology annotation, biological process: regulation of transcription by RNA polymerase II. The transcript is spliced from 2 exons. Bases 83 to 739 code for a protein of 218 amino acids.